Messenger RNA from Pieris napi, 2377 nucleotides. Its product is annotated as succinate--hydroxymethylglutarate CoA-transferase. NCBI's taxonomy places the organism in Eukaryota, Metazoa, Arthropoda, Insecta, Lepidoptera, Pieridae. The record is from RefSeq and is a predicted model, not a curated record. The transcript has 3 exons. Bases 128 to 1411 code for a protein of 427 amino acids. Gene Ontology annotation, molecular function: catalytic activity.
AAUCACUAACCACUUAUCUAACGUAUUUGACUUGUAAAUAUCUUGUUAAACAUAAUCUUAGAUUAAAAUACCAGUUAUUUUUUAACACUUGUGUAUUGAAGCCGUAACGCGCUAUUCAAAUUAACAAAUGGGCUCUAUGGAGAAACUUAAAACUAGGCUAGGACCUCUUUUUCGGGUUAUACUAUCUCAUACAAUUAGAAAAACUUCAUAUUCAACUAAUACAGGGUUGUUACGUGAUAUCAAUGUAUUAGAUUUGUCAAGAAUAAUAGCAGGACCAUUUUGCACCAUGACUUUAGGGGAUUUGGGUGCUAAUAUUAUAAAAGUGGAAAGUUUUGAUGGGGAUGAAGCCAGGAAGUGGGGACCACCUUUCACUGAAGGAAAUGACUCAUAUUAUUUUCUAUCCGUAAAUAGAGGCAAAAAAAGUAUAUGUAUUGAUUUGAAGUCUCUACAAGGGAAAGAUAUUAUUUAUGACUUAGCUACAAAGUGUGAUGUCCUUGUUGAAAACUUUCUCCCAGGAAAGUUGGAUAAAUUAGGAGUUGGGUAUAAGAAACUGAGUGAAGUUAAUCCAAAACUUAUAUAUUGUGCAAUAACAGGCUUUGGACCAACAGGACCUUAUAGAAUGAAACCUGGUUAUGAUGUCAUUGCAGCAGCAAUGGGAGGUUUUCUUAAUUGUACUGGUGAAAAAGAAGGUGGUCCGGUAAAAGCUGGAGUAGCAAUUACAGAUGUUACUACUGGUUUACAUGCAUUUGGAGCCAUUAUGACAGCACUAUAUUAUAGAAAGAACACUGGAAUUGGACAGAAGAUUGACUGCAACUUACUCUCAACACAAAUAUCCAGUAUGAUCAACAUAGCCAAUAAUUAUUUAAACUGUGGUAUUGAAGGACAACGAUGGGGUACGGCUCAUGCUAAUUUAGUCCCAUACCAAGCAUUUAAAACAAAUGAUGGAGAAAUUGUUAUUGGUACAGGAUCUAAUGCACAGUUUGCAGAUUUCUGUAAAAUUAUAAACAGAGAAGACUUAAUAGAUGAUGAGAGGUUUAAGAAUAACUCGGAACGAGUUAAAAACCGUAAAGAGAUAGUAAAAAUAAUAAGUGAUGUCAUAAUAACAAAGUCAAAGAGAGAAUGGACAGAACUUUUUAAAACUGCUACAUUUCCUAAUGGGCCUGUUAAUACAAUGAAAGAGGUGUUUGAUGAUGAACAUGUAAAAGAUAUAAAAUUGGUAAAGGAAAUAGAACACCCAGAUGCUGGGAUAAUUAAGAUGGUUGGACCACCCACUGUUUAUUCGGAGGGGGGAAAUGAUGUUAGAUUACCUCCCCCCACAUUAGGUCAGCACACUCGAGAUAUAUUGUCUAACUUUCUAGGUUAUGCUGAUAUAAAAAUUGAAGAGCUGAUUCAUAAUGAGGUUAUAAGAUAACUUCUUGAAUAAUAAGUUUUAUUGUUUGAACAAAAGUACAUCUUGCAUAAUGAUAUAUAUUAUUUAUUACUAAUGCUAAAUAUUUUGACUUUUACUCCGCAUUGGCUAGUUAAUUCAGUAAACAUUUACUGUAACCAGUAUUAGUUAUGAAGUGUUAUUCUUAUAUAUGUCGCAGCCAACUAGCUUAAUUAGCUGUUCAAUUAACAGCCUAGCACACACACAGUUGACAGUUUGAAGAGUUUCGUAUCGAGUUUGAGUGGCAGAAAGUGGAAUUAAAUUUAAAUUAACGAAAUAAACGUCGUCGAUCAAAGUCAUUUGCCUAGCUGUUUGAUCAACUGGCUGAACAUCUUUCAGGCCGUUAGUUAAAUGAAGCCGUUUGAACGAAUUGAACUAAUUAAGUUAGAAUUGGCUGCGACAUAUACAUUAUCUUUUAUCUUUUGUUUUCAUAGUUAUUAUGUUUGUUCUAAGAAAAUAAUGCUGUUUUAUUUUUAUCUGAACACAAAGAUAAAAUGCUCAAUGAUCAAAGGCAAUAAAACCUUAAACUCCAUAAUAAUUAUUGGUAUAAGAAUUUCAAGCAGAGUUCAUAUCCUGACCUUUAUUUAAAUAACAAUGAGGACCUUCGUAUCGCGGAAUCAUAAUUCCUUUUAAUAUUCUGUAACAGGCCAUAAAAUGACCUUAUUAAAGAUACUUAACUAUACUGUAAAAAUACAUAUAUCUAUUUCAUUAUAUUCUUGGUAUUUUGAGCCUUAAACUUAAACACAAUACAUACUUGAAUGUUAUCAUAUGAGACAUUAUCUGUCCCAAAAUUUGGCAUAAAAUAUAGUUAUUGAAUUAAUUAAUAGUAUCCUCUUUUGUCCUUAUCAUUCGUGUGGCGAAUGAAGAGAUAAUAUAUUCUUUAAUUAAAGCUCAAAAGUAAGUCAUAUUAAUCGUUUUGCUUGGACGUUUUAAAUGCAGUAUGUUAAAUAA